AGCAGCAGCGACAUCACCUCGUCCGACCACCGACCAGACUCCCCGUCACCCAGCGUGUCUCCAUCCCUCGCCCUCGAUGCCGUACCCUCACUCGACCGCUCGGCGUCUCUGCCCUCGAGCUCAGCAGCCUCCAGCUUCUCCAGCCAUUCUCGUCAUUCCAGACUAUCAGAAGGCUCAUCAUCCGUCGUCCGUCGACGAGGCUACAUGCGGCCGCAGGGCACAUCCUUCGCGACCUCCGCAAAGAACAGAGACUCGGUCAUGAGUCUAGGAAGCAUCGCACACAUGCAAUACUACUUCGCACGAACGGGUCUCCUCGACGGAAAAGGCGCACAACUGGCUAAAGAAGGCAUGAAAAGAAAAGACCUCCAAAACGCCGCGGACAAGGAGAAUCAGCAACCUUUCUACCACCAAACCCAAGACGACUUCAACAUCUCCUCCCUCUCCCUUCAUGAAAGCGGCAGCAACACCCUCUCCUCUCCUACUGACAGCAUAUUCAACACCUCCGCCUGGGACCCGCGGGAUCCGAUCAUGCUUCCACCCACCGUCUCCACCUACAAACAUAAACCGACCUACCUCUCUCCUCUCCCGGACAUGCCGGUCCUCCGUCGUGAACUCAAAGAAGCCCUUCAAGACGCCUGCAAAGUGCUCGAAGAGUCCCAACGCGCAUUGGAUACCCAGUACCACAACGUGGCGGAAAGCUCGGGUUACCAUGAAAUUCAAGGACUGCAUUUGUUGGAUAUCAUCACCCUCGCUAUUCGUGCGGCGAAGAAUUACUACACCGCGCAUGUGAAUCCGGGACGGUUGUACGCCAUCAAACCGGAAAAGACGAUUCGUUCGGAUUUGUAUGCGGUGUUAGAUGUGUUGAAACGUAUGGCGGGGAGGAAUUUUAGAGGUGGCAUGAGGAUCGGGGAGCUGUCGGAUAUUCUAAUGUGGAUUGAGAGUAUUGAUCAACUUCUCAAACAAGAGGAGGCGCUGGAGUUGAAAGAGGCGGAGGAGUGGGAGAGCUGGACGUGGCGGACAGGCGACUGGACAGAGCGCGAGAGGGAGCGGGAAUGGUUAUUCUUGAAGUCCUUUGACGCGGGUGACCCUCCACUACCUCAAUGGCCGGAAAAGUCACCCGAUGAGCAGACCAGCCUGCCCAGCGACUUCCUCAAGACCCUCCAAGACGGCCAACGCCUCAUCCGCCUCCACAACACCCUCGUCUCCCGCUCGAAACGCAAAUUCCACGAAAUCAAGACCCACCACACAGACGUCAACAAACCCUACCGCAUGGCCGAUAAUCUCCGAUAUUGGAUCAAAGCGGCGGAAUUGCGCUGGGAUGUGGUGUUGGAAGUUCCGGUGUUGGACGUCGUGCAUGGCGACUCGCCGAGUGCGUGGACUGCUUUUGAGAAGGCGGUUUUGAGGUGGUGUCGGGCUGUGAGGGAGGAGUUGACGGAGGAGUGG
Messenger RNA from Zymoseptoria tritici IPO323, 1443 nucleotides. RefSeq lists its product as uncharacterized. The record is from RefSeq and is a predicted model, not a curated record. The annotation marks the transcript as partial. The transcript has 2 exons. Lineage: Eukaryota; Fungi; Ascomycota; Dothideomycetes; Mycosphaerellales; Mycosphaerellaceae.